ACGGUGGCGCCUACUAUUGACUGGGUCUGUUAGUGAAACAGAUUAGUUAGCUACCAACCUGGCUAGUCUAACCACAUACAAAGGCAGCAUGAUUAAAUGACGUUAGCCAAAAUACAAACGAACUGGGUUAAAAAUGCGAUGCUAUCUCCAAGCACUUACACUGUGUGUGGUGUUCGCUUUCUUUUCAGUGCUUUAUGUAUUUAACCAACUAGCGUCUUCUUUAGAGUCGCAGAGCGGAUGGGCAGACAUGGAAAAACAAAAGGGCUCCAGAAAGGGUUAUAACACGGGGUACAUUCUCAGGAAAGAGGCAGGAGUGGCAGGCCUAAAUGACAGGCAGAUACGUGACAGGUGUUAUUCAUUGUCUGUGUCUUACUGGAAUCCCUAUUGGAGACUGCCUCCUGAUGUUUGUGACGUGAACUGCUUUAUGGAUUCACCUUCUAGGGAGAAACCAAGCGCUGGCGUGAAGGCCAGCACAGAGAGAAUGCACCUGGGUGUGGUGGCCUGUGGCCCCAGACUGGAAGAGACCCUCACCAUGCUGAAGUCUGCUGUCCUGUUCAGCACAAAGCCACUGCACUUCCACAUCUUUGCCGAGGACCACCUACACUACAGCUUCAAAGAUUCUUUAAACACUUGGCCCAGUGUCGUCCAGAACAAGUUCAAUUAUACUACAUAUCCCAUCACCUUCCCUCGUGAGAAUGCCAAUGAGUGGAAGAAGCUGUUCAAACCAUGUGCAUCUCAGAGGCUUUUCCUACCGCUGAUUCUGAAGGACGUGGACUCUCUGCUGUACGUCGACACCGACAUCCUCUUCCUGCAGCCCGUGGAGGAGAUCUGGUCCUUCCUCAGCCUCUUCAACUCCAGCCACGUAGCGGCCAUGGCUCCGGAGCACGAGGAGCCGCGCAUCGCCUGGUACAACCGCUUCGCCAGACACCCCUACUACGGCAGGACGGGGGUCAACUCUGGGGUCAUGCUCAUGAACAUGACGCGCAUCAGAGGCAGACUCUUCAAGAAUGACAUGACCCGUGUUCCUCUGAGCUGGAAGGAGCUUCUGAUGCCUCUCCUCCAGAAAUACAAACUCAACAUCACAUGGGGGGACCAGGACCUCCUCAACAUCAUCUUCCACCACAACCCAGAGAGCCUGCAUGUGUUCCCCUGCCAGUGGAACUACCGCCCGGACCACUGUAUCUACGGCAGCAAUUGUCGCCAAGCCGAGCAAGAUGGAGUCUUCAUUCUACAUGGCAACAGAGGCGUUUACCAUGAUGACAAGCAGCCAGCGUUUCGGGCUGUCUAUGAGGCCAUCCAAAAGUACACGUUUGGUGAGAACAUGGCCGACUCUCUCCUGCUCCCCCUAGAGGUGAAGCUACAGACCACCACUCACACCUAUUGCGGAAGAGCCAGCCACUUGUUCACAAGGAGACUAAAGCAGACUAUUGGGAGCAUUCAACAGGAAACCACACAAGGAUGAUAAACGGUGUGACUUGCUGUUACCAUACUUAACUCCCGGGCCAAGCGAAACGGCAGUCCAACUGAACAAAGCAUUUUAAACAUGAGGGACAUGAAGUGUGACACCACUUCCCUUGAUAAAGACUUCAAGUCCACUGGACAAUCUGCUGUUUACAAAGAGGACUUGGUUUAUAAGUUGCUUGAGAAAGAAGUGAAAAGAGGAGCACACUCUGACUACUUCCAUGUGAAAACUCACAAUCACCCAAAUCCAUCUGAACAACCUAACGUGUGAUCACCAAUGCUGCGAUACGUGAAACGCACUGGAAUGACUUUGCCUUUAGAAAGGGGGGGUGUCUCGCUCAUGGAUACAAAAGACAUGCCAGUCAGGGCGCCAUGACAACGCCCUCAGCAGUGACGACUGACAAUCAGUCCGUUUGUCUCCUCAGGUCUUAAAUAAAGAAAAAUAUAUCUGAUAAAUCAAGAACCUUCCAUGAUGAUCUAAAUACAGUAGAUGUUAAAGUUAGGGCUAAGAUUUAUUGUAUAUCCUAAAAAUACAUUUUAUAUUUUUUGUCACUGUGGUCUGUCUCUACAUAUUGACUAUUCUGUUUUAAGGUACGUUAAAACUACUCCAGUGCUAGUACUUUUUAUUGGUAAUGGAAUGAUUGUAAUCAUAUCCAUAAUAUCUCCAAGAGCAUAACCUGGAAAUGUCAGUAUUGAUGAUGGUGCAUCAGAUGAUUCACUGAAGUUUACAUGGGAUUGUUAACUUUGUAACGACAGCCCCAAUCGCGAGGUGUAUUAUAGAUAUAUUUUUAUUUGUACAUGCCAAUGUGAAGAUGGUGACAAUAUCUGGAAUACGUUUUAUGAGUCUACUGAUCUAAUCUUCAAAAUGUUGUGUAAUAAUUACAUUUUGUUUGUUGGUAUUUGUUCCCCAUCUAGAUUAUGCCAAAUAAUCCCCAUAUCUUGCACUGUUAUGGAUGACACAAGUCAUAUUUAGAAAUGACGGAAGUGUUUCAAAUAUGAUAUUGGAAGACUAAAAUAUUUGAUGGCAAUAUAAAUCAAAUCUCGGUCAAGAAUUAACAUUGAAUUCAUUUUCCGUGUUUAAAUAUAAAGAGACAUAAUUCUUCAAUUCAGAACAGUGAGUUACAUUGAAUGACCAUUCUAAAUAUGGUGCAAUAAGUGCAGAAGUCUACAAUCAGUUAUGAUAAAGGAUUUA
Molecule: messenger RNA, 2653 nt
Organism: Hypomesus transpacificus
Lineage: Eukaryota; Metazoa; Chordata; Actinopteri; Osmeriformes; Osmeridae
Product: glucoside xylosyltransferase 1-like
Exons: 8
Coding region: 134-1462 (442 amino acids)
Biological process (GO): protein O-linked glycosylation via N-acetylgalactosamine
Molecular function (GO): UDP-xylosyltransferase activity
Source: RefSeq, a predicted model, not a curated record